This is a messenger RNA of Myotis daubentonii (Daubenton's bat), 776 nucleotides long. RefSeq names its product coiled-coil domain containing 201 (gene SYSRN). Lineage: Eukaryota; Metazoa; Chordata; Mammalia; Chiroptera; Vespertilionidae. The transcript has 3 exons. Bases 1 to 672 code for a protein of 223 amino acids. The record is from RefSeq and is a predicted model, not a curated record.
AUGCCGGCGGAUUUGCUAGAUGCUGAGUCCACCCGGCCGGGCAGGACAGUCCGCCUCCCAGUCCUGUCCCUGGGGCUCAGCUCCCUGCCCCCAGGAAGCCACACGGCUGCUCUGUUCGCACAGGUGUUUGAGUGGAGCUCCUCUGAGGACGAGGACCCGCCUUCCGCGUGGAGAGCCGCGGGGGCCUUCCCGAAGCACAGCACCCCCGCGGAGGGCUUCCCUGGCCGGAGCCGGAGCCCGCGGGGCCCCAGGCCCUACCGCCCGGGAAGGGGCCCUGGAGACGGGUCCCCGCGGCCUGGCCGUGCCUCCCGGGACCCGCCGCCCCCCGUCCUCCGGAGGCAGCGGCUUUCUACCAUCUGGGCCUCCGAGGAGUCCAGUGAGCAGCCGGGGCCCGAGCCCAGCCCCCAGGCGCCAGAGGGGGAGCCACCCGUGCCCACCGAGGUCCCCCGCCCGCGGCGGCCACAGCCCCAGCGAAAGGCGAAGCCGGGAGAGCCCCCGGGGAGCUGGAGAAGAGGCCAGGGGCUGCCCGGGAUCUCCGACACCACAGGGCGGAGGCGCCGGGACCUGAGGAAGCUGGCGGCUGUGACGGAGCGCGUGAGGCAGUGGGAGGCCCGCCAGCUGCAGAGCAUCGAGGAGGCCGUGCAGCACGACCUCACAGUGCAGGACGAGUGACCGCCCGCCGACCUCCGUCCCCGUCCUCCCGACCGUCCGUCCCUGCACCCCACGCCUCCUCAGCACUUGAUGCCCCCCACAUUGUGCCACAAGGGGGGCUGUUG